AUGGAGUCUACAUCGCAACAUCCUCCGCGACGACCGGUCCCGGCGCCUUCGAACAAGGUCAUCAUUGAAUCGCAGAAACAGUGGUACUUUACAGAUGAAGAGCUUACCAGAACACCAUCUCUGCUCGAUGGCAUGAGCCUGGAGACGGAGCAUAUGCAGCGCAGCAAGGGAGUCAACUUUAUUGUGCAAGUGGGCAUUAUGCUGAAGCUUCCACAGCUCACAUUGACGACGGCCGCUGUUUUCCUGCAUCGAUUCUUUGUCCGACACAGUAUGGUUGAUUUGCCUCGAAAACCGGGGUUGCAUCCAUACUCUGUCGCGGCGGGGUGUUUGUUUCUGGCGAGUAAGGUGGAUGAAAAUUGUCGCAAGAUCAAGGAAUUGGUAAUCGCCUGUUGUCGCGUCGCGCAAAAGAACAACAACCUCGAAGUUGACGAACAGAAUAAGGAAUUUUGGAGAUGGAAAGACACAUUGCUUGCAUAUGAAGAUAUGUGCCUGGAAGCAUUAUGCUUUGAUCUGCAGUUAGAGCAGCCGCACAAGAUCUGCUACGAAUUUCUAUGCUACUUUGGCAAAAGCGACCACAAAGGAUUGCGAAAUGCUGCUUGGGCAUUUCUCAAUGACUCCAACUACACCGUCCUCUGUCUGCAAUUCUAUCCCCGAACCAUCGCUGCAGCUGCUCUCUGGGCAGGCGCCAGGUUAUGUGAUGUCGCAUUCGAAGAUGACGAAGAAGGUCGUCCGUGGUGGGUACAGAUAGAUGUCAAUCUCUCCGAAGUCCGACGCGCCGUCAGUCGCAUGGUUCAGCUCUAUGAAAGAAACAUAACUGUCCACCGCCAAGCUCAUGAAUAUCCGAUCAUCCCGACGGAUGGUGACAACGCCCUAGAAACGACGCGGAUUAUUAACCCGAACCCUCACAAUGUGACCGAAUCAAUGUCCGCAGGGGAAUCGAAUGGCCGCAAACGAUCGAGAGAACCUGACGAAAGUCGCCCGUCUCCAGCGAGAAAUUUACAACCACCUGAAAGCAAUAACCAUACUCGAGAACCGUCCCCGAAACGCCAACGCUUAACUCCUGACCCCAAUAGAACGUCGAUGAGAUCGGAGAGUCCACGCAGCUCUGUUAACGGUCAUUAUCAGCCAUCUCGAUCUAAUUCGCGCAUCCCUUCUGCAGCUGUGGACGACACCUAUCGACGACAUCCUCUGCCGCCGCCGCCGCCCCCACCACCAGCUGGAGCCGAAGGGAGCGAGAGGGUUGGUCCGGUUGAUGCAGUUCAACAACGGAUAGAUGAGAUUGUACAGCAGGGAAUGUCACGGGGUGAGAAAGGCGGGACUGGUUCAGGUCGCAAUGAUACUUCUUAUGGUCGUCAUCGCGAGUGGGAUAGAGAUCGAGAUCGAGAAAGAGAUCGGGACAGGGAUAGAUACAGAGACCACGACAGAUAUAUCGACCGUGACCGUGACCGAGGCCAUGACCAUGACCGCGACUGGCGCAGAUCAAACAGCUACGAAGCAGACUACAGAGAUCGCGACAGCCGAAGCCGAGACUACCGCGACGAUAGAACCCGAAAUCACAACCCCAGCAACAACAAAGAUCGUCUACCACAACGAGAAAGAAGACGAUCAUCAACAACUAAUGAAUCAUUACCACAACGUCCACCCCCGCCGGCGUCAACCUCGUCACAGAGACUAUCAGAGGAAAGGAGGAGAGAGCAAUCUAAUGAAGAAGGCGAGAUAUCAGAAGAAGGCGAGCUCGUCACAACCAACACUGCGAACAACCACAACCAUACUCACAAUGAACGGGGCCAUAAACCCGACGAGCACAUGGGUAAUGGAGAUGGUGAUGAUGAUGAUGGUGGUGGUGGUGGUGGUGGCAGUGAGGAAGGGGAGCUUUAA
This is a messenger RNA of Talaromyces marneffei, 1878 nucleotides long. RefSeq lists its product as uncharacterized. The record is from RefSeq and is a predicted model, not a curated record. The coding region runs from base 1 to 1878 and encodes 625 amino acids. Gene Ontology annotation, cellular component: cyclin/CDK positive transcription elongation factor complex; nucleus. Gene Ontology annotation, biological process: regulation of transcription by RNA polymerase II; positive regulation of DNA-templated transcription, elongation. The transcript has a single exon. NCBI's taxonomy places the organism in Eukaryota, Fungi, Ascomycota, Eurotiomycetes, Eurotiales, Trichocomaceae. Gene Ontology annotation, molecular function: cyclin-dependent protein serine/threonine kinase activator activity.